Molecule: messenger RNA, 1241 nt
Organism: Tarenaya hassleriana
Lineage: Eukaryota; Viridiplantae; Streptophyta; Magnoliopsida; Brassicales; Cleomaceae
Product: NAC domain-containing protein 10
Exons: 3
Coding region: 86-1021 (311 amino acids)
Biological process (GO): regulation of DNA-templated transcription
Cellular component (GO): nucleus
Molecular function (GO): DNA-binding transcription factor activity; transcription cis-regulatory region binding
Source: RefSeq, a predicted model, not a curated record
UCUCUCUCUCUCUCUCUCUCUCUCUCUCUCUCUCUCUCUCUCUCGUGUAGACAAGUAAGAGACAGAAAUCAUUGAGAGGGAAGAUAUGAAUUGGUCAGAUGGUUCAGAAGAUAACUACGAUCUUGAUCUCGAAAGAGCUAUAUCGAUCGAUCAUCCAUUGAUGGUUGCAUCAAAAUUCCGAUCUCAAUCACGUAUAACCGUCGGUCCAAACACCGGCAAAUCUCAUAAUACCAUAACAUGCCCUUCAUGUGGGCAUAAGAUCCAUCGACAACAAGACCAGGUUGGAAUCAUCAAAGAUCUACCGAGUUUACCCGCGGGAGUGAGGUUCGACCCGUCGGAUAGAGAGAUUCUGAUGCAUUUGGAGGCGAAGGUGUCAUCGGAUAAACGAAAACUUCACCCGUUGAUCGACGAGUUCAUCCCGACGCUCGAAGGAGAGAACGGGAUUUGCUACACACACCCUGAGAAACUACCUGGAGUAAGGAAAGAUGGGCAAGUCAGGCACUUUUUCCACAGGCCAUCAAAGGCAUACACGACGGGGACGAGAAAGCGUAGGAAAGUGAGUACGGACGAGCGAGGGCACGAGACGAGGUGGCACAAAACGGGCAAGACCAGGCCGGUCUCGUCGGGACAAGGAUCGUUGAAAGGCUUCAAGAAGAUUCUAGUGCUCUACACAAACUACGGCAGGCAGAGAAAACCCGAGAAAACCAGCUGGGUGAUGCAUCAGUACCAUUUAGGACACAGCGAAGACGAGAAAGACGGCGAGCUCGUUCUAUCGAAAGUGUUCUACCAGACGCAGCCGAGGCAAUGCGGCUCGUCGAUGGAGGCGAAAACGAAGGGUUUCGCCCCGGUAGAUCCGCGCAAUUACUCUGAAAUCGACGGUUUAGGGUUUGAGGAUGGAGGGCAAGAGGGGAAUAACAGGGAGAUUGAUCAGAGGCAAGUGAUUCAUGAGUUGGUGGUGCGUGAAGGUGAUGGGUCAUGUUCACUGCUUAGGUUUACUUCUGAUGCAAGCAAGGGCAAAUAAAUAGAUGAAGAAUUUAAUAACAUAUAUACAUAUGUAUGUAUGUAUGUAUGUAUGUAUGUAUGUAUGAAGUGGAGUGAAGGAGAGGCAAAGAAUUACGUGAGAGAAAAACAUAGGAAAAGAUCCAUCAGAGUAAAUUAUCGCAGAGCGGUUAGGGUUUUGGUGAAUGUAAAAAUAAGGCUCUAACAUAACUUAUUAUCAAGCCAAUACUGAAUUUUAAAAA